AUGGAAGACGCAGAGAAUAAUUUCAUGGACGCUAUCGCCAAGUUUCAGGAGGCUUUCGAGCUUGUGAAAGAACAUGGCGGUGGAUCGGCCAGUUUGAGGGAAGAAAUCGAAGAGCUGCAGGCGCAGGAGGCUGAGUUGGAAGAAGCGAAAGAAGAGCUGAAGGGGGAGUUUGAGGAGAUUUGCAGGACGUAUUUGGCGAUGGAGGAUGAAAUGGCCGAAUAUGACCAGCUCAAGGAAAAUCUCCAAGCCGCUGCCGAUGCACUUGGAAUCGAAAACGCCAGCCUCAAGGAAAUUCGAGAAGCAAUCAAGGCAAAAUGCGAAGAGCUCGGAACUGAAAACGCCAAUUUGAAAGCACUCAUCGAAUCUCACGGAGAUCUUGACGAAGAGGUCGAAAUUCUCCAGGUUGAAGUUCAGUCCUAUCAAGAUGCUCUUGAACCGAUGCAAGCUGAAUUAGACAGGCUUGAAGCUGAAAAUGAAUCCGUCGGCGAAAAGUACAGAAAGUACCGAAGAAAGCUCAAGAAGCUCGAAAAACUUGCCGGAAUCAUUCGAGACAAUGAUGAUUCAUCUGAUUUCUCAGACUAA
This is a messenger RNA of Oikopleura dioica, 582 nucleotides long. The record is from the annotation of a GenBank genome assembly. Lineage: Eukaryota; Metazoa; Chordata; Appendicularia; Copelata; Oikopleuridae.